AGAGGCAGAGUGAGAGAGAGAGAGAGAGAGAGGGAGAGAGGGAGGAGGAGGGGAGAGGCCUUUUCAGACCAAAUCCGUAUUUUCAUUUAUUCCCCCUCUCCCUCGUUUCGCCAUCCGUCAGGGGCUCUGUCACUCCGUCACCCUCCAUCUCUCUGUUGUUGAGAAAAAGAGACGCCAUUCCCCUCCUCUCUCUCCCUCUCUCUCUCUUUGUUAAUUGAGGGCUGUGGGAUUUUUUCCCUUUUUUUUCCCUUUUCUUUUUUUCCCUUCAAAAGACUACCGCUCCUUUAGAGGUCAGCUGUAGGAGUCUGACAUUUGUUUAGUAAACCACAUCCCCUCUCAUCACAACCAUCACACAAAAAACAUAAUUACACCACCCCUUCCUCCCCCCCCCAACGUCGCCUCCAGAGCUGGUGAUCACACCCCACACCUUAACCCCCUACCACGGAAUUUUUUACCACGCUCACUCAGCCCUGGUUCCAUUCCUGCCAAGGCUCUGCUGGCCGGUUACCACAGGGAUCCAUGGAAAACGGCUCCUAGUAACGUCUGAUUCAUUCCGUGGUGGAACAGGCAGCCAGAAGACCGUUCUCCAUGAGGAGCAGUAGAAGAUGCCGGCUCUGCCAGCGCUGCUGCUGUCGAUUCACUCCGUCGUCCUGUUACUGACCAUGGCCCCGUCCUCUCACAGCCAGGCCCCCGUGCUGUCCUCUGUCAGAAUGGCGGCGAUCCUGGAUGACCAGUCAGUGUGUGGGCGAGGGGAGCGGCUGGCUCUAGCUCUGGCCCGGGAGAACAUCAACAGCGUGAUGGAGGGCCCCGCCAGGGCCCGCGUGGAGGUGGACAUCUUCGAGCUGCAGAGGGACUCCCAGUAUGAGACCACUGACAUCAUGUGUCAGAUACUACCAAAGGGUGUGGUCUCAGUUAUUGGCCCUGCCUCAAGCCCUGCCUCCGGUUCUACUGUCAGUCACAUAUGUGGGGAGAAAGAGAUCCCCCAUGUAAAGAUUGGCCCUGAAGAGACCCCCCGGCUUCCUUACCUGCGCUUUGCUUCGGUCAGUUUGUACCCUAGCAACGAGGACCUGAGCCUGGCCAUUGGGGCCAUUUUGCGCUCUUUCAGCUAUCCAACAGCUAGCCUGGUCUGCGCCAAGGCUGAGUGCCUGCUGCGGUUGGAGGAGCUGGUGAGACGUUUCCUCAUCUCCAGGGAGACGCUGUCCGUACGGAUGCUGGAUGACAGCCUGGACCCCACCCCCUUGCUGAAGGAGAUCCGAGACGACAAGGUGGCCACCAUCAUCAUCGACGCCAACGCCUCCAUCUCCUACCUCAUCCUGAAAAAGGCAUCAGAACUGGGGAUGACAUCAGCUUUUUACAAGUACAUCCUCACCACUAUGGACUUCCCCCUUCUCAGGUUAGACGACAUCGUGGACGAGCAGUCCAACAUCGUGGGCUUUUCCAUGUUCAACACCAGCCACCCAUUUUACCUCGAGUUCAUCAGGAGCCUCAACCUCUCCUGGAAGGAGGGGUGUGAUCUCAGCCCCUACCCUGGGCCCGCACUGUCCUCCGCCUUGAUGUUCGACGCGGUGCAUGUGGUUGUGGGCGCGGUGCGGGAGCUGAACCGCAGCCAGGAGAUCGGGGUUAAACCGCUCAGCUGCACCUCGCCUCAGAUCUGGCAGCACGGCACCAGCCUCAUGAACUACCUGCGCAUGGUGGAGCAUGAUGGUUUGACUGGGCGGGUGGAGUUCAACAGCAAAGGCCAGAGGACUAACUACACCCUCCGGAUUCUGGAGAAACACAGAGGAGGACAUAAAGAGAUUGGGAUUUGGUAUUCCAACAACACACUGGCCAUGAACUCCACCUCUUUGGACAUCAAUGUGUCCGAGACGUUGGCCAACAAGACACUCAUCGUUACCACCAUAUUGGAGAACCCCUACGUCAUGCGCAAGGCGAACUACCAGGACUUCCAGGGCAACGACCAGUACGAGGGCUUCUGCGUAGACAUGCUGCGUGAGAUCGCCGACAUCCUCAAGUUCUCCUUCAAGAUCAAGCUGGUCGACGACGGGCUGUACGGGGCGCCCGAGCCCAACGGCUCCUGGACAGGAAUGGUCGGGGAGCUCAUCAACAGGAAAGCAGACCUGGCAGUAGCAGCUUUCACCAUCACGUCGGAGCGGGAGAAAGUCAUCGACUUCUCCAAACCCUUCAUGUCACUUGGCAUCAGCAUCCUCUACCGAGUCCAGCUGGGGCGGAAACCAGGCUAUUUCUCCUUCCUGGAUCCAUUCUCCCCAGCUGUCUGGCUCUUCAUGCUGCUGGCCUACCUGACCGUCAGCUGUGUUCUCUUCCUUGCUGCCAGGAUGAGCCCCUACGAGUGGUACAACCCGCACCCGUGCCUGCGGGAGCGCAGGGACAUGCUGGAGAACCAGUACACCCUGGGCAACAGCCUGUGGUUCCCCAUCGGGGGCUUCAUGCAGCAGGGCUCCGAGAUCAUGCCCCGGGCCCUGUCCACCCGCUGCGUCAGCGGGGUCUGGUGGGCCUUCACUCUCAUCAUCAUCUCUUCCUACACGGCCAACCUGGCCGCCUUCCUGACCGUGCAGAGAAUGGAGGUGCCCAUCGAAUCACCGGACGACCUGGCGGACCAGACCAACAUCCAGUACGGCACCAUACACGGGGGGAGCACUAUGACCUUUUUCAUGAACUCCCGGUACCAGACCUACCAGCGCAUGUGGAACUACAUGAACUCCAAGCAGCCCAGCGUGUUCGUGAAGAGCACGGAGGAGGGCAUAGCCCGGGUCCUCAACUCCAAGUACGCCUUCCUGCUGGAGAGCACCAUGAACGAGUACCACCGCCGCCUCAACUGCAACCUCACCCAGAUCGGCGGCCUGCUGGACACCAAGGGCUACGGUAUCGGCAUGCCGCUGGGCUCUCCGUUCAGAGACGAGAUCACGCUGGCCAUCCUGCAGCUCCAGGAGAACAACCGGCUGGAGAUCCUGAAGAGACGCUGGUGGGAAGGGGGGCAGUGUCCCAAAGAGGAGGACCAUCGAGCCAAGGGUCUGGGAAUGGAGAAUAUCGGGGGCAUAUUCGUGGUUCUAAUCUGCGGUCUGAUCAUCGCCGUGUUCGUGGCCAUCAUGGAGUUUGUGUGGUCCACGCGGCGCUCGGCCGAGACGGACGAGGUACGCCCUCACGUCUGCCCUGGCCGAAAUCACAGCCACUCCCCAGUGUCGGUUUGCCAGGAGAUGCUGACAGAGCUCUGUAACGCCGUCUCCUGUAAGAAGACGUCUCGAUCCCGGCGACGGCGGCACCUGGCGGGACCCGGGGGCCCCCACCACCCCGCGCGCCUCUCGCUGGGGGCCCCGCGCCCGCUGCGACUGGUCCGGGAGAUGCGGCUCAGCAACGGCAAGCUCUACAGCGGCUCGGGACCCCUGACGGGGGCCGCCGGGGUAGGCGGAGGCCCCUCGGACCUGGGCCCGGGGCCGCAGCGCCUGCUGGAGGACCCGCUGGGGGCCAACACCACCCCCCCGCCCUCCGCUGCGCCCCCCCGCGGUUGCACGCACGUGCGAAUAUGCCAGGAGUGCCGGCGCAUCCAGAGCUUGAGGCCUGCUUCCUGCAGGAUGACCCCCUCCUCCCGCCUCCCCCCGCCGCCCCCCCCCUCUGCCUCCAACACAGACAGCGAGGGGGGCGGGGGGCCGAGCCCGCGGCGGCGGAAACUAACCCCCCCGCCACGCCCCCUGCCCCCCGCAAAGACCAGCGCCAGUGCAGACCUACUGGGGGAAUAGAACUGGGGGAGGGGGGCAGAGGCCACAGGCAAGGGGCUUUGCAGAGGCACACUCUAAUUUAGGAGGGACUACAUGCCCCUGUGUUUUUUGGAGGGGGUGUCCCAGAGCCGGACGAGGAAGAGGAAGAGAGAGAAAAUGCCACUGAGGGUCAGAGAUACCUGCAUUCAGAGCUGCAGGAGUUCAGAGGGCCUUCAGACGGUCAGAUGUUGAGAGAGAAAGAGCGAAAUUUAACCCUUUCCAUGCUGGAUCGACUCCCACUCAGCCACAGCCUCUGCUCCCCUCCUCCUCACAGUUCGCCACCUCCCCGCCGUGGAAGAUAGCCGUUUCUGAAAACCACAGCGCAUCUCCUGAAUGGCGCGCGACGUAGCACCACUUCAUUCGCUGAGACUCUCUGCUCUCUACAAGCAGCCAUCUCAGCGCUGAGGGUUCCAACCAUCUUAGCAUGGGUGGGAUCUGCCAGUGAAGUGGUACAGACACGAUACACUUGAUGUGGUUUUCACUCUCUGUCCCUGCAUCACCUUAAGCUGCAGGAAGGAAAUUAGCUCUUUUUCUGGACUCAAAGGACCACAGAGAUUCUUAGAGUGGUAAUUCAUCACUCUGCAGCAUAGAAACUCUGGAUAUAGAAGGAAUGCACUUCCCUCCUUGAGGAACUGAAGGAGCAGAAGGUUAAGGUGAUCAGAUACAUUCAAAAAAAAGGGCAACAAAGAAAACCCGGACUGGAUUUUUUUUUUCUUUCUGUCUUUCUCAGUUUGUUUCUUUUAGGACUACAUAGACUUGGGACCGGUUGGUAUGAGGAAGAACGCAGAGACUUCAGCUGUGAACAGCCGUCAGCCUGUCUGCUCCCCUCAAAGCUCUUGUUUCUUGUUGGACUGCCACAGUACGGGCUCAAUGAGGUCUGAGAAGGGCUUGCCUGAAGCUCACUGAUACUCACGCUUCUACUACAUGCAUAAACAAGGCAUUUACACACACAAAACCGACUCAUACACAUUCGGUUGUGGUACCAGUAGAAUUUGUGCAUUGGAACAGUGUGUGUGUAAGUGUGUGUAUGUGUGUGUAGGAAUAUACUCUGUUGCCAGAGUGCAAGUGAUUACUUUUCUGAAGUGCUCCAAGCAGUCUAUCCAAAAGUUAAAUCUCGAAUCACAAACCCAACUUAACUGAUCAUGUUACACAACGAACGAAA
Megalops cyprinoides (Indo-Pacific tarpon) is the source of this 4932-nucleotide messenger RNA. Its product is annotated as glutamate receptor ionotropic, kainate 5-like. The coding region runs from base 606 to 3752 and encodes 1048 amino acids. The transcript has 20 exons. Gene Ontology annotation, cellular component: kainate selective glutamate receptor complex; plasma membrane; presynaptic membrane. The record is from RefSeq and is a predicted model, not a curated record. NCBI's taxonomy places the organism in Eukaryota, Metazoa, Chordata, Actinopteri, Elopiformes, Megalopidae. Gene Ontology annotation, biological process: synaptic transmission, glutamatergic; monoatomic ion transport; modulation of chemical synaptic transmission. Gene Ontology annotation, molecular function: transmitter-gated monoatomic ion channel activity involved in regulation of postsynaptic membrane potential; kainate selective glutamate receptor activity.